Ricinus communis (castor bean) is the source of this 3668-nucleotide messenger RNA. RefSeq names its product DUF724 domain-containing protein 6. The transcript is spliced from 10 exons. Lineage: Eukaryota; Viridiplantae; Streptophyta; Magnoliopsida; Malpighiales; Euphorbiaceae. The record is from RefSeq and is a predicted model, not a curated record. The coding region runs from base 467 to 3268 and encodes 933 amino acids.
CUAGAACACUCGUUAAUGUUAGCGUUCAACGAUAAAGGUAAAACAUAUCUAUAAUAAAACAGAUACUGUCUUUUUUUUUUUUCUUUCUUCUCUUUUUUACUUAAUAAGGCAACUGUAUUCAAAUCCCAGUAAUCAAAGAAAUGAUUAAUUCCGAAUUGUAGCAGCAAUUGGUAAUUUCAUCUUUAACACUAAUGAUAAUCAAAUCCGCAAAUUUCACAUUCCGCCAGUUAGCCGCUUGCAAAAAUUCCAGAGUGAUGAAAAUUCCAGAGAAAAAAAGUGAAGGGUAAAAAAUAGCCCGCCAAAAAUAAAACCCAUUAAAAAAAAAAAAAAACUUCCAUGCCACAUUAAAAAACUGAAUGCUUUAUCAUCGAUUCUUGACCCGAGAAACAAAAAAAUAAAGGGCACAAAAACCCUUACUGGGGUUUGUUUUUCUGCUUACACUCGCUCAAAAUUUCUAGAAAGCGUAAUGGUACGAUUAGAUUCAGAUUCCCAGCCACAAAAUGCCCAAAACAGCUUGUGUUUUGGUAAAGGUGAAGAGGUGGAGGUAAGCAGCGACGACGAUGGGUUUAGAGGAGCAUGGUAUGUGGCAACAAUUGUUGAAUCACCAGCAGCAGCAGCAGGCAAAUCAUCAGCUUCAAAAAAGAGAAGAAAAAUAGUGAUUGAGUACAAAACAUUGGUUAAAGAAGAUGGGUCUACUCCAUUAACAGAGCUAGUGGAUCCUGCAUAUGUGAGGCCUUUACCUCCUCGGAGUAAUGACAACCUUGUUUUUGAAGAAAACGAUGUCGUUGAUGCUGGGUAUAGAGAUGGUUGGUGGAAUGGUAUUGUAAGAAAAGUUUUGGAUGGUUCUAGAUAUAGGGUUUAUUUUGAUAAUCCACCUGAUGUUAUUGAUUUUGAUGGUAAAGAUUUAAGACCUCAUUGGGAUUGGGUUAAUGGCAACUGGGUUUCACCUGAGAAGCAGCAAACGACAGGGUCGAUUUUUAGCUCAGGCACAGCAAUAGAGGUGAAUAUUGACAAAGAAAAUUUCCGUGAUGCUUGGUUCCCUGCAGUUGUCAUAAAGGAAAAUGGGGAUGACACUUUCUUAGUGAAGUAUCAAAGCUCAGGGAACAAUGAUGAGGCUGGGACAAAAGUUAAUGUGGACUCCCUCCACAUUCGGCCUGUUCCUCCUCAUUAUGCAGACAGAAAUUUUGAGUUGCUUGAAAAGGUGGAUGCACAAUAUGACUGUUGUUGGCGGUCUGGAUUAAUUACUAAACUUCUUGCUGGGAGGAGGUUUAAAAUCUAUUUUAAGCAUGGAAAUGUGGAAAAAGAACUUGAUUACUCAAAGAUAAGGCCUCAUGCGGAAUGGAUUGAUGGCCAAUGGAAGUGUAAAUACAAGCUUUUGUUUCAGGAAGUCAUGGUUGCUUCUGAUGAUAAAAGAAAGUUGGGUAAUGUCCACUGCCACAGUGAUAAACCUGACAUGUCUGUAAGACUAGAUCGUUCGGGUGCCACGGAGGGUAGGACUGAAGAGAAAGUACCUUGUUCUACAACCACGAGGAAUUUGUUGGAGCAGUCGCUUCAUUUCAAUGAAAAGAUACCUUCUAAUAUCUUGCCUCCAAGCAAGAAGAUAAAACUGGCUGCUCCUAAUAAUACUGGUACUCAUUCAUGUUCUUCUAGAAAGUCAAUAGAAGAGGAUGCUGUAGAUGUCCCAUUAUCAGUUGCAGCAUUGCCUUUAACAAAGAUGCCAAUUGAAACACCAACUAUAGAAACUCUCCGUGGUUUAGCCACUCGAACAACUGGAGGUAGAAGGACCAGAUUCUCCAAAAAACCUGUGAUCACUGAGCGGGUUACUGCUAAAACCGAGAACACUCCAGCAGGAAAGACAAAUUUGCAGGCUGUUCCUCAAUCUGAUAUCGUCCUUAUUCGUAUUAAAGAGCUACCUGAGAAGAGUAGGCAGCAGAAAGUUACUGAAGUGAAAUCCCAAAGUUCGGAUAUUGUGACAAGGAAAUGGCGACUUACUAAACCACCAUUUAGAAGUCCACAGGUUUCAGCAGCAGUGUAUGCUGCUACCCACAUCAAUGAAAGUGGGAAAAAAAAGAAGAAAGGAGCUAAGGUCCCUCUUGUCUUAGCAUUAGAAGCUAAGGGAACUGAGCUUCAAGGUGGGGAGACACUGAAGCUUAUGAAGGAUCAGAUGAACUUAAAUGAUUCAGCAGGAGACAAGGUCACGGGACUUAAUCAGCAUAAACAUGGAAGCAGUCAACGAAGAAAGAGAGGAAGACCAAGGAAACUAGUAACGAUUAGCCGAAUGGCUUCAGAGGCUGGUAAGGAGGACCAUGGAAUUGAAGAUGUUGCUAAUGAAAUAGUUCUAAAAGUUCAACCAACUAAUGAAGUUGAAUUGCCAACACAGACAAGGGUGGAGUUUACAGUUUCUCAAGUUUUGUUUACAGAGAAAACAGCUGGAGUUUUGGAGACAGAUUGCUUGACAAAAGAAGUUGACAUGGCAGUUACCACUGGGUCAAAGGCUGUGGUUGAUGAUGAUCAACCUCUCUCAACGUGGAUCGGGGGAAUGCAUUCCUCUGUCAGUGGCGAAGAAUUAGUACUAUCUUCUGGAAGGUCUUCUUGUGGAUGGGAUGAGAUGAGAGAAAGACAUGUUGAUCGAGCAAUGGUAUCUUCUGUGAAUGAGAUCCAACAUGACUGCAGAGCCGAUCGAAAUGAGUGCUUGCCUUUUGUGAAGAGAUCAUUGGUAUGGAAGACAAUUGAAUCUAUGGAAAUAUUCCGAAUCAUGCCCCAAAAACCUCAUUUUCAUCCUUUAGCUGAUUGUAAAGAGGAGUAUCGCGAAGGGUCGGCCAUUGGUAUUAUGGUAACGUUUGCCAGUUUGUUUGAGAAGAUAACCUCUCUGAGACUUGAUGAUUCUGAAAGCGUUUUGUUGAGUACUUUGGAAAGUCUUCUUGAUUUGGAGAAGCAUGGAUUUGAUGUUACCAUGCCAAGAAACCGCGUGAAGGAAUUGUUAUUAAUAAAAAACGGGAAAGAAGAACUCCUGAAUGAAACAAAAGAUGUUGAAAAACAGAUAAGGGAGCACACUGAUGAGAGCGGUAAUUUGGAUGCAAAGAUAAAGGACAUUGAAAAGAAGAUAAUGGAGUUACAGGAAGAACUUGCUACAUCCAAGUCAGUGAUGGAAACAAAGAAAAUUUCGAUUUCCAGGUUGCAAUUGCAUAUGCAUUCUCUGAACACACGCAUUAGCAACGCCCGGGAUAGUUUUGACAAAAUAGCUAGUGCCCCUUGGAAAUUGCCCUGAUGCUAUGUAGCGCAUUCUGUUUCCAUGUACAUGUGCAUAUGUAGGGCACAGCUGACCAUGAAAAUUGUGCCAUUAGCACUUCAGCAGCAGUGUUUCAUGAAAAUGUAUCUAAUCCGCUCAUUUCUGCUCUGUAUUUGUGUAAUAACACCGUCUGGUUCUGGAGAUGUUUUUCCAUGGUCGCUGACAGAUUAUAGGGAAAAGGCUUAAAUCUGGUCUCAUGUUUAUUUCGAAAGUCACAUUAGACCUUUAUGUUUUUGUUGAGACAAAUAUAACCUUGUAGUCUCCAAAUUGUAGUUUUCAAGCACGCCCAAGCACAAGACACUAUUUGUAGCUGCAUGUACAAUGAACUGGAAGGUUGUCUGGUUUGGGCAACAAAUCAAUGGAAUUUUGUCUAGCACUA